UUGACUUCCUCAGCUUGAGAUCUAAACUUAUGUGAAGUAAAUAUGUUGUAUUUUAAGGUAAUUAAAGAUUCAAAAAGCUGUGCAAUCCAAUUUGCAGCUUUACAGUCUGCUGAACAUUGUUCUUCAAGGAUAUAGCUAGGAACUGGGUCAUCCUUGUAAUACAAAAUGUGAAAUCAUUAGAAAGAAUUAGCAUAAUGUUUGUUUGGAAGUACAUAUACAACUGAAAGGACAUAAAAUGAGAGGCAAGGUCCUUGAUGCCUCAACGCUUAGUUUUGGUACUCGAGUAAAAUGGUUUGCCAUAUGUUUUGCAGUUGGCAUUGCCUGUUCUAUUCUUGGGACAGGAUUUCUUUGGCUUCCCUCAGGGCUGAAACUUUUUGCAGUGUUUUACACCAUAGGAAAUAUUUCUGCAUUAGUCAGCACAUGUUUCUUGAUGGGGCCUGUGAAGCAGUUGAAAAAAAUGUUUGAGCCAACAAGAUUAAUUGCUACAAUUGUUAUGCUGUUAUGUUUGAUAUGCACCCUGUGUGCUGUAUUCUGGUGGGGUAAGAAAGGCUUGGCCCUGCUAUUCUGCAUCCUCCAGUUCUUAGCAAUGACCUGGUAUAGUCUCUCAUAUAUUCCUUAUGCAAGGGAUGCUGUGAUUAAAUGCUUCACGUCGUGCCUGAAUUAGACUAAGCAAAACACCAAACUAGUCAACAUAUUUUAAAACCAGCUUAUGUUUUUGUGACUGUGUAUCAAAAAAAUUUUAUGAAUGUCCGCUCCUGAAACACCUGAUGCCAAUUAUAGUAUCUCCCUUGCCUUUUGCACAAUGGGGAUUAAAUUAUUUUAGCAAGAAGAAGUUUUAAAUAUGAGCCAAGUAAGCUGUGUUUUAUUCCUGUCUGAACCUUUUAGAAAGUAGUAUAGGACUAACACUUUAGGCAAUGGAGUCAUAAAACGGUUUGACUCAGUUCUGUUAACACAGUUUAAUCCCCAAGGUAGAUGGUUCAGGAUUUGAGUAAUGUAUGUACAAUUUCUUAUAAAGUUUUGUGUAUCAUUUAUGUUAUUACUAUUGGUUGUUCACUCUAUGCAUUUCCCAAAGAUCAGGAUUUUAUAAUGAUUGUAGAGAAAAUGUUUAGUUAAUUAUAGCUGGUAGGACUGCUUUGAAAUGUUUGUACGUUUGUAACCGUAUGGAGAAAGCUUUAUAUGAGCAUGUGAGGUCUGGUAAAAGCUUACUCAGUUUUGUUAUAAUGCUAACAUUUUAAGCACCAAUUUUUUUACUUUGAAACUUAAAAUAUGAUUAGAAUGACUUAUGAAAAUAAUAUAUACAUUGAUUUACAAAAUACAUGCAUUUUAAAUGUCUACAAUUUUUAAACUUGAGCCACGUGGCAGAAAAUUAAAAGGCUGUUUUUGAAAAUGU
Molecule: messenger RNA, 1390 nt
Organism: Pelodiscus sinensis (Chinese soft-shelled turtle)
Lineage: Eukaryota; Metazoa; Chordata; Testudines; Trionychidae
Source: RefSeq, a predicted model, not a curated record